Molecule: messenger RNA, 1342 nt
Organism: Balaenoptera acutorostrata (minke whale)
Lineage: Eukaryota; Metazoa; Chordata; Mammalia; Artiodactyla; Balaenopteridae
Gene: MSRB1
Product: methionine sulfoxide reductase B1
Exons: 4
Coding region: 84-401 (105 amino acids)
Molecular function (GO): peptide-methionine (R)-S-oxide reductase activity
Source: RefSeq, a predicted model, not a curated record
GAGGCGGGCACAAGCACCAGGUCGUAGGCCUGUGGCCUCGGAUCUGUCGGAGGCGGCGAUCGUGCAGCGCUCUCGCCGGCGCCAUGUCGUUCUGCAGCUUCUUCGGGGGCGAGGUUUUCCAGAACCACUUUGAGCCGGGGCUGUUAAGAAGAGUGAAAGAAAUAAGUGUGAAAAGUGGCUCUCCUGGUCUCUGGCACAGGCUCAGAACCGCUAAAUGCAUCUACGUGUGUGCCCAAUGUGGCUAUGAGCUGUUUUCCAGCCGCUCAAAGUACGCACACUCAUCCCCAUGGCCGGCCUUCACCGAGACCAUCCAUGCUGACAGUGUGGCCAAGCAUCCAGAGCACAAUCAGCCUGGAGCCUUAAAGGCAAAGAAACUUCUGCCUCCCAGGGACAGUAGGUGAGCAGCCCACACCCAUCCCAGAUGGACGCUGCUUCGUGGCCACACUCUGGACAUCCCACCUUAGAAGUGGAACCCCAGACAUUUGGACAGGGGAGCGGGGGGAGGGGGGUAGCUGAAACAUCAGGAAGGUUCCCGAGGCCUUGCCUCCGAACAGGCUAGGAGAAGGGAAAAGGCUGGGAAAAGGAGAAGGCUACACUUGGCUGCCAGGGAGGCCUGGAGGCCCCACUGUCGGCUCUCACAGGAGUCUCAGGGAGGGGGCUCUAUGCCUGGCUUGUCUUAGAGUGAUGGUGCAGCCCCCACCUUCUCUCCUCAGCCCACUGCCCCCUCCCUGCCUGUCUGGACUCACCCCCAUGAGGCCCAGUUCUGAGAUGGGCUCUGGCCCUCGCCGAAGCUCUUGCCUGUCUCCAGCAGGCUGUGCUAGGAGAGAACGCAAACAGGGGCGGCCCCAGUUGGCUGCUCCAGCCCUGGUCACUCUAUGAUUCUCUCUGACUAAACCCUUCCAGGCAGCCAGAGUGGUGAUGAUCUGUGACCCGCUGGGGGAGCAGGCAGAGGGGACAGAUCUCUGGCCUCUCGGUUACGAAAGGAGAAAUCCCGAACCUUGUUGCACCAUCUAUGUGGAUGCUGCUUGCCCCACUCAGGCUUAGGAAAGCAACUAUUGCUCCAUCACCUUGACUGUGCAAGGCUGGGGACCCUGGAGCUCACAGCCUACAGUUCACUGCUUCUGGGGACACAGUGACUGUGCCUCACUGCACAUGCUCUGAGGGUCCUGCCAUCAGGGAGGGUGGGCGAAGCCCCUUCCAUCUUGAAUCCUCUUUGGAGUAAUCAGGAGGAGAUCAAUAAACAAACAGAACCCAGGCUUGCUGUCUUUAUUAACAACAUCAGGGACGCCAAGUCCCAGGGUCAGGCUUUGCACAGCUGUUUCACUUGUUCCACAAAUAGUUA